Drosophila hydei is the source of this 2182-nucleotide messenger RNA. RefSeq names its product sodium-dependent nutrient amino acid transporter 1. The coding region runs from base 193 to 2106 and encodes 637 amino acids. Gene Ontology annotation, molecular function: L-amino acid transmembrane transporter activity. The transcript is spliced from 6 exons. The record is from RefSeq and is a predicted model, not a curated record. Gene Ontology annotation, biological process: sodium ion transmembrane transport. Gene Ontology annotation, cellular component: membrane. Lineage: Eukaryota; Metazoa; Arthropoda; Insecta; Diptera; Drosophilidae.
UUAUUUAUAUAGAUAUAUAAGAAUUGGUUUCAUUGUUUAUAUGCAUACUUGAAAUUCCAUGCUAUUAGCUUUAAUUGCAGGCUUGUCUCCUACGAUUUUAGAGAGCAAAGAGAUUAUGUAUCUCUUAUCGUGGACUCUAUAUAGUAAUUGAUAGGCGUGUGUGCCCUAUAAAAGACGCAUUCAUUCCAGCAGAUGCACUGCAGUUCCUGCAUCGCUCGACGCUCAUACAUAAAUAUGGAUAGCAAACAAUUUGCAAAGCUUAAACGAAUGGACGAUAGUAUAAAGCUGACGAAGGAGAAGGACUGCGCGGUCUACACCACCGAAGUGUUGGAAAUGGACAACAGUGAGGACGAACCCGAACAGCCAAUGGCAACCGAGCGCGAUACUUGGGGCAAGGGCGUUGAGUUUCUGUUCUCAUGCAUUGCGUUGAGCGUGGGCCUGGGCAACGUUUGGCGUUUUCCAUUUAUAGCUCUGGAGAACGGUGGCGGUGCAUUCCUGAUACCCUAUCUGGUCGUGUUGCUGUUGGUGGGUCGUCCGAUUUACUAUCUGGAGGUGAUCAUGGGACAGUUCAGCAGUCGCGGCUGCAUAGGCGCUUUCGAUAUAGCACCCAUUUUUAAAGGUGUUGCCUUUGGGCAGGUGUAUUCAACAGCUUUGGCUACCACAUACUAUGCCUGCAUCAUGGCUCUGACUAUACGUUAUUUGGUGGUCUCCUUCUCCGAGGUGUUGCCCUGGACGUAUUGCCUCACCGAGUGGGGCGCUCAGUGCUUGGCAACCGGAGCUACAGGCUUCAAUAGCAGCAAUACCAACACAUCUACUCAAGGAAAAUCCUCAGCUGAGCUAUAUUUUACUCAGACUGUGCUACGUGAACCGGAAAGUUUGGACGAGGGUCUCGGCACGCCCAGCUGGGAAAUGGUCAUGUGCCUGUUGGUCACUUGGAUCAUCAUAGCUCUGACCCUGUUCAAGGGCAUACGCAGCUCGGGCAAGGCAUCCUACUUUCUGGCACUCUUUCCCUAUGUGAUUAUGCUGAUACUAUUGGUCAGAGCGCUAACAUUGCCAGGCGCCUGGAAUGGCAUUAUCUACUUCAUACAGCCGCAGUGGAGCCAGCUGCUCAAUCCGCAUGUCUGGUAUGCGGCCAUAACGCAAAUGUUCUUCUCCCUUGCCAUUUGCUUUGGCACGCUGGUCAUGUACGCCUCCUUCAAUGACUUCAACAAACGCGUGCACAAGGAUGUCAUCAUAGUCACUACUAUAGAUUCGUUUACUUCCAUUUUGGCUGGGUGCAUCAUCUUUGGCAUUCUCGGCAAUUUGGCCUACGAGACUAACGUCACGGACAUAUCGAAGGUGGUGAAGGGCGGCGCCGGCUUGGCCUUCAUCUCGUAUCCGGAGGCCAUAGCCAAGUUUAAGUAUUUGCCGCAAAUGUUCGCUGUGCUCUUCUUCUUUAUGCUGCUAGUGCUGGGCAUUGGCAGCAAUAUUGGCAUGGCCUCCUGUGUGAUCAAUGUGGUCAAGGAUCGCUUUCCCCACUUGCAGCACUGGCAGCUAGCCAUAGGCGCCUCUGUUGUUGGAUUCCUUUGUGGACUUGUCUACAUGACGCCCGGAGGACAGUUCGUACUGAAUCUGGUAGACUUUUAUGGCUGCACCUUCAUUGCCCUGGUGAUGGCCAUAGCUGAACUGUUUGCUAUCUCCUGGAUCUAUGGUGUCAAGCGUGUGUGCAGCGAUAUAGAGUUCAUGCUGAAUGUUAAGACUGGCUUCUAUUGGCGCAUCUGCUGGGCCAUUAUGGCGCCGGGCUUAAUGUUCCUUGUGCUCAUCUAUAUGCUGGUCAGCUAUGAGCCGCUGACAUAUAAGGGCGUCGAGUAUCCAGAGUCAGCCUACAUGGCUGGCUGGCUCAUCUGGGGCCUGGGCGUGGCACAGCUGCCCUUCUGGGCGCUCUACACAAUUUACCAGCAACCGGGUCACGGUUUUCUCACCAAAUUUCGACUUGCUCUGCAGCCCACCAAGGAUUGGGGGCCACGGCAGCCACAGCAGCUGCAGGCAUAUCUGCUGCACCGCCAGAAAGUCAUGAGCUCUAAACAGCGACGCGGUGGCUUCUUUUUCGACAAUAUCUUUGGAUAGCUCCGGAACUAAACCGUGUCUACAGGGUAUCAAGGAGCGAUCAAAGCAAUGCGAGACUAGUUUGAAAAUACUCUUG